This is a messenger RNA of Neltuma alba, 1832 nucleotides long. RefSeq names its product staphylococcal-like nuclease CAN2. The transcript is spliced from 10 exons. Gene Ontology annotation, molecular function: nuclease activity; ATP binding; nucleic acid binding. NCBI's taxonomy places the organism in Eukaryota, Viridiplantae, Streptophyta, Magnoliopsida, Fabales, Fabaceae. The record is from RefSeq and is a predicted model, not a curated record. Gene Ontology annotation, biological process: tRNA aminoacylation for protein translation. Gene Ontology annotation, cellular component: cytoplasm. Bases 177 to 1244 code for a protein of 355 amino acids.
CGGUGAAUCCACCUACGACCAAUCAUAACCCGCCACCUAUCUCUUGCUCCCCACAUUGGCGAGUCCGAAAGCUAAUAUCUUCAUCCAAAAGCGACACGUUGUUUAAUGGCCCUCCUGCUUGAUCCGUGAGACGGACUUAGCUGCUUGACCUGCGACAUCGAAUCAGGAGGAGAGGCAUGGGAAAUGCUCUGCGAUUUCUGUACAGCUAUUGUGGCGAGUCCACCGCAGCUGGUGACUCCGAUUCACUUGGCCCUCACGGAGUUUCCUCCUCCACCGUCGGCGUAUCCGCUCUUGCCCAAGAUCUCUUCCACUUUGAUAUCACCUCUGAGGUCCCCGAAGGACUAAGCAAGCAUGUUGUGUCAUCAAAGAAGGCGCAAGCUAACUGGUAUAGAAAACUAAUAGAUGCAUGGAAGGAAUCAAGACCCCCUCCCAAAACCCCUGAGGAAGCAGCUAGACUCAUUAUUCAGACUCUAAAAAGACAUCAAAAGGCUGAUGUUGAGGGAUUGUUGGCCUUUUAUGGUCUUCCUCAACCACAUGACCUUGUCGAAGCAACUUUUAAACCCCCUACUUCCUUGCCAGAGGGGGUACAAUUUGAACUACACACCUUGCCGGUUGAUGCAAAAGCUGUGGCGGAUGGUGAUACUAUAACAGUUUAUGUGAGCACAGCAGACCCUAGAGAGUCAUCUUUUGUCCCUAGUCAUGUCCACGCAGCAGCAGUUCAAAGAUCGGGAGCUCGUGCUCAAAGAAACUAUGCAGAGGCCGAUGCCCUUCACCAGCAAAUUAUUGAUUCGGGAUAUCGUUUCUUGUUUAGGGUGAUUAAUCUUCAAAAUGGGGAAGUCCUUGCACGGAAGUACAGAAUUCGACUAAGGGGAAUUGAUGCGCCAGAGGGCAAAAUGCCAUAUGGGAAAGAAGCUAAAAACGAGCUGACAAAAAUUGUUCAAGGGAAGCCCUUGAAGGUCCUCGUUUAUGAUGAGGAUCGUUAUGGACGUUCCGUGGGUGAUAUUUAUUGCAAUGGUCUUUUUGUACAGGAGUUGAUGCUAAAGAAGGGACUCGCAUGGCAUUAUGCAGCCUAUGACAAGAGGAAGGAAUUUGAAAUAUGGGAAAAGGAAGCUAAAGCAAAGCGGGUCGGACUAUGGGCUUCAUCAAAUCCUGAGAAGCCAUGGGAAUGGAGGAAGGACCAACGAGAAGAAAUAAGGGAAUCCAGGAAUGAAGUAUCGAUUAUUCCUUCCUCGACACUCGUAUAGUAGCGAUGUAGCAUGGGGAGAAAGCUGGUUACAAGUAAGCAAAUCACACCACACCAAUUCCCAUGUCAUUAGCGAUUGAUGCAUCUUUUCAUAACAAGUCGAAGGAAAAAAACUAGUUUAUGGCAGUAAUGGCAGAAUAUGAUGGACGUGUUUGAUUAUGAGUACUAUCUUAUGAUCUCGUUCUCGCGCUCUUCAUUUAUGGGAAGCCUUAACUAUUAAUUGCGCGAAGCAGUGGUCCUUCGGAAUUUCUGCACCGGUGGAAAUCUCCCAAGGCGCGCGGGCCGGCAGCUGUCCUCCUCCAGCUUGAGGGCGAGUCUGGACAAUUCAAACAACCACCUCAUGCAUGCUCUUGUCAAUGUUCUCAGUCUAAUAUAUUUGUUAUUUAAAAACAAAUACUAAUAUGGUUAGAGUUCGCAUGGAUUCGUCUUACGUUUUUUUCAUAAAUAUAUAAAUAUAAAAGGCAAGUAAUGAACAUGGCCAAAUAGUAACACAAUUCAUUGAUGGAAUCUAUUAAUUAGAAUAUAUGUAAUCAUUGAGAAGGUGAAAAAACCUUCCGAGAUGGUUAAAAAAAUGACAUGACUUCAUGUA